Messenger RNA from Chaetomium fimeti, 2804 nucleotides. RefSeq names its product histidinol dehydrogenase-domain-containing protein. Gene Ontology annotation, biological process: L-histidine biosynthetic process. Lineage: Eukaryota; Fungi; Ascomycota; Sordariomycetes; Sordariales; Chaetomiaceae. The transcript has 2 exons. Gene Ontology annotation, molecular function: metal ion binding; NAD binding; phosphoribosyl-AMP cyclohydrolase activity. Bases 153 to 2750 code for a protein of 865 amino acids. The record is from RefSeq and is a predicted model, not a curated record. Gene Ontology annotation, cellular component: cytosol; cytoplasm.
GACAACCCCACCUUGAGAGUGGGUGCCGAUACAGGAGGGAACCUGUGAAACUUGCGAUGACUCUUUAUUUAUUUAUUCUCGCCAUGGAGACUUGGGAUUUACAAAUAGAAACCCUAGAAUAAUUGACCAUUCCAUCCCAACCGAAUCCGACCAUGGAAACGAUACUACCACUUCCGUUCCUCGUCGGCGUCAAUGUCCCACCAGGGCUCGGCGGCGAGAAGGAGGGUCUCAAUCGCGAGGAAGUGUCGAGUCUUGGUUGUGUCUUCUUCGAGGUCACUCCUCAAACACUCGACAAGGUCAUGCGAUUCCUUGGCCGCCACAACACCGAGUUCCAAGCCUUCUUCGACGUGACACGCCUUGACUCCCGCGACGACAUCAUCACUCUGCUUGACGCUGGCGCCCGCAAAGUCUUCGUCCGCCCCGAACAACUGCCCGACUUCGCCGAGUUUGGCUCUCGGGUUGCCCCCCUUCUGGACGGCAACAACGCCGGGGCUGUGUCUUCUGUUCCCACAGAGCACGGUCUACUCGUCUCUGGCCUCGACCAGACGGUAGCCGAUCUUCCCCGGUUCGUCGAGGAGACCAAGGCAAAGAGGAUCCAGCCGCUCUUUAUCAAGCCCUUGGCGGGGGCCAACCUGGAAGAGUUCCUCAAGGUUGCGGCGCAAUGCAACGCCGUUCCGAUUCUGCCAUCGACCGAGUUGAGCAGCACAGCGCAAACCGGAAAGCUCGCCGUGCCCAAGAUCCUCGCCGCGACCUGGAAGUCGGACCGCGCAGACGGCCUGAUCCCUACCGUCGUUGUCGACGAACAUGACACGGCGCUAGGCUUGGUGUACAGCAGCGAAGAAAGCGUGGGGGAGGCGCUCAAGACACAAACAGGCGUCUACCAGAGCCGCAAGCGCGGCCUGUGGUACAAAGGGGCCACAUCUGGUGACACACAGGAACUGGUCCGGAUAUCUUUAGACUGCGACAACGAUGCUCUUAAGUUUGUCGUGAGGCAAAAGGGGCGCUUCUGUCACCUGGAACAGUCGGGAUGCUUCGGGGAUCUGAAGGGCCUUGCCAAGCUGGAGAGCACCCUUGUGUCGAGGAAGCAGUCGGCGCCAGCGGGCUCCUACACCGCCCGCUUGUUCUCGGACGAGAAGCUGCUGCGCGCCAAGAUCAUGGAGGAGGCUGAGGAGCUCUGUGAUGCAAAGACGCCCGAGAAUGUUGCCUUUGAGGCUGCGGACCUCAUCUACUUUGCUCUGACCAAGGCCGUGGGCGCCGGCGUGACCCUGGCGGAUAUCGAGAAGAGUCUCGACGCUAAGAGCUUCAAGGUCAAGCGUAGGACAGGCGAUGCUAAGGGGAAGUGGGCAGAGAAGGAAGGCAUCAAGCCAGCAGCGAGCGCGGCCCCAGUUGUCCCAGUUCAAGAGACUCCCAAGGAGGCCGCCCCUGAACGGAUCACCAUGAAGGUCUACGACAUGGCCACCGCCUCGAGGGAACAACUCGAUGAGGCUCUGAAGCGGCCAUCACAAAAGUCGCCGGAAACCAUCAUGAAGAUCAUCACCCCGAUUAUCGACGACGUCCGGAAGAAGGGUGACAAGGGGGUUCUCGAAUACACUCAUAAGUUCGAGAAGGCAACGUCAUUAACCUCGCCAGUCCUUAAGGCACCGUUCCCUGAGUCGCUCAUGCAGCUGCCUGCCGAGACUAUCAAGGCGAUCGACGUGUCUUAUGAGAACAUCCGCAAGUUCCACGCUGCCCAGAAGGAGGAGAAGCCGCUGCAGGUUGAGACCAUGCCUGGCGUUGUCUGCAGCCGCUUCUCGCGGCCCAUCGAAGCCGUCGGCCUCUACGUCCCCGGCGGCACCGCAGUCCUGCCCAGCACAGCGCUCAUGCUUGGCGUGCCGGCCAUGGUCGCCGGAUGCAAGAAGAUCGUCCUCGCGUCGCCGCCCCGGGCCGACGGCACCAUCACGCCCGAGAUUGUCUACGUCGCCCACAAGGUCGGAGCGGAGUCGAUCGUCCUGGCCGGCGGCGCGCAGGCUGUCGCGGCCAUGGCGUACGGCACCGAGAGCGUCAGCAAGGUGGACAAGAUCCUCGGCCCCGGCAACCAGUUCGUCACGGCGGCCAAGAUGUUCGUCAGCAACGACACCAACGCCGGCGUCGGCAUCGACAUGCCGGCCGGGCCCUCCGAGGUCCUCGUGAUUGCCGACAAGGACGCCAACCCGGCCUUCGUCGCCUCGGACCUCCUCUCCCAGGCCGAGCACGGCGUCGACAGCCAGGUCAUCCUGAUCGCCAUCGACCUCACGGACGCGCAGCUGUCGGCCAUCGAGGACGAGGUGCACCGGCAGGCGACGGCGCUCCCGCGGGUGGACAUCGUGCGGGGCUCGAUCGCGCACUCGCUCACGGUGCGGGUCAGGACCGUGGACGAGGCCAUGGAGAUCAGCAACAAGUACGCGCCCGAGCACCUGAUCCUCCAGCUCCGGGACGCCGAGUCGGUGGUGGACAAGGUCAUGAACGCCGGGAGCGUCUUCAUCGGCGAAUGGACCCCGGAGAGCGUGGGCGAUUACUCGGCCGGCGUCAACCACUCGCUGCCAACCUACGGCUAUGCCAAGCAGUACUCGGGCGUCAACCUCGCAUCCUUUGUCAAGCACAUCACCAGCUCCAACCUCACCGCCGAGGGCCUGCGCAACGUGGGCGAGGCGGUGAUGCAGCUCGCCAAGGUCGAGGAGCUCGAGGCCCACCGGAGGGCGGUCAGCAUCAGGCUGGCGCACAUGGAUCGGUGAUUUUUGGGUGGAGAGUUGGUGAUUUGGGUUUCCUGUCAUAUAAAAACGGCUUGG